This is a messenger RNA of Drosophila hydei, 1326 nucleotides long. RefSeq lists its product as uncharacterized. The transcript has a single exon. The record is from RefSeq and is a predicted model, not a curated record. Bases 283 to 1161 code for a protein of 292 amino acids. Lineage: Eukaryota; Metazoa; Arthropoda; Insecta; Diptera; Drosophilidae.
AAUUCGAUAUGUCAUAUAGUUUUCUGUCUAAAUACAGUAUAUAUAAGUAUAUUUGUAGGAAUCCUUUUUCCCUUGGUCUUCAAAAUUAAAUUUCGUAUAUGUUUCGAUACCCUGACUCUAAACAAAACCAAUAUUUCAUGUUUUAUCAGUUAACGAGAGCAAUCUCUUGAGUUCGUAGGAAAAAGUGACAGAAACCCGCAGUCCCAAACGAGAACAUUAUACCGAACUGGUCGUACAUACAUAUAUAUAUAUCGAUAUAUAUAUAUAUAUAUAUAUAUAUGUAUGUAUGUGUGUAUAUAUAAAUAUAUAUCUAUAUAUUUUGUUACAAGAGCUGAAUACAAAUUCAGUCGGCGCGGCGCAAAAGUAAAAGAAAAUCUUCAGCUGAAGAUGGCCCAGCAUGAGGAAAUUGGCAAUGUGAACAUCUGGUGGUUUCCACAGGACUUUUGCCAAUCCCGCUAUGGCGAUUAUCGACAGAGCGGCAAAAAUUCCUGUACGUUAAUCUCAUUGAUUGUUGCCGAUAAGGUGGCCAGGAUGCCAAGUCUAUGCCACAGCGUAUCGGAGCUGCCAGAUGUGGCCUGGGAUCUGAUUGGCGACUCAAUCAACGAUGGCAAUAUCGUCUAUCACGACCUCAUCUCAGCUAAUCGCAAUAUAAAUAUACCAGAUGCCCUGAAGGCGAUACGAUCCCAUCAGAAGAUUAACUUUCGCCUGAGAGAAUGGUUCUUCACGCAGGUCGGCUCCGAUCCGCUCAGUCCAAUGAUUGUCGGGGUCGAACUGUCACGCAUCUUCACUACCACGCUGGAGGCAUUCCAGAAGGCCGACGGCUGGGAUGUGCCCUCCCAUCUGUUUGCCGCCAUUGUCGCCGACUGUCGCACAGUAAUGGUGUCCAUCGACUUGCGCACCUCGAUUGCGGCCAUCAUCGAUUCGCAUCAGCAUGGCAGUGAUGCCGGCGCCCUCUUUGCCCAAAGCACCAUACAUUAUAUCAGUGAUCUGAUGUUCUGGUUCAUUAGCAUGCUGGAUCACAUCUAUUCCAGUCAUCCGGCUAUCUUCGAGAUAUCCUUCCUCUGCACCAUGCCCGACAUAGCACUGCGAAUUCCCCCCGCGGUCGAGCAAUAUGCCAACAAAAUCUGCAAGCCCAAGGAGAAAGCGUCGAAGCUGACAUAAUUCUGCCUUGAGUCACAUUAUUAAUUUCACUUCAACAAGAUUUCCAUCCGGAAUGCAGCCCCGUCAAGAAGCAUGAAAAUAAUUAAGUUGACGCUCGUUGGUUAAUUUACGUGUUAAUGUUGAGUUCAUAAUUUCUUGUUUCUGUUGAUUAAUACAAAUUCUUAG